UUUCCAACACACUUGUCUUGAACUGGCCACUUGACAAAAGAACACUGAACAGUGUUGGAACGCAUCGAAUCCACAGGGACAUUGAAAAAGAACAUCUUUGGUAGACACACUUUCCGGUAAAGAUGGCGCUGAUGGCGACACUGCGGAGGACGUGCUGCCUGUUGACAUCCAGACUCUCCGUCCUUCCUCUCGCCGCAGCUCAAACGCACAUCUCCGUCAGCUGCGACGUGGUGCCUCUGACCUCGCUGUCCAGACCUCCGUGGAGGGAGACGAGGCUGGUGCCAGAGGAGGAGGAGCGGCGGCAGCACGCCGUCCUGACGAGCGCCGUCAACCGACGGAUCGAGGAAGCCGACUUCGGUCGUCUCUUCGCCGUGGUGCACUUCGCCAGCCGCCAGUGGAAGGUGACGGACGAGGACCUGAUCCUGGUAGAGAAUCACGUGGAGGCGGUGUGCGGCGAGCGCCUCCGCCUGGAGAAGGUCCUGCUGGUGGGGGCGCGAGACUUCACGCUGGUCGGCCGCCCGCUGCUGGCCAAGGAGCUGGUGCGUGUGGACGCCACCGUACUGGAGAAGACUGAGUCGUGGCCCAAAGUGCACAUGCAGUUCUGGAGGAGGCACCGCUUCCAGCGCAAGAAAAUAAUAGUGCAGCCGCAGACCGUGCUGAGAAUUAACCGCAUACAGCUUGCGCCCGCGCUCACGUGAUCACAGGCCGCUUAAAAAGAAGAGAAAAAAAAACCUUGUUUGUUUGUUAAUUUGUACAAUUGAUCACAGGAAAACCCUGUGAGCAUUUAUUUGAUAUCCUACAAGUUCAUAGUAGUAGAAAGACUGGGGUGCACUUGUAGAACAGCUGUCUUACUAACGACGUUUUCCUCCCAUUACUCUAUGACAUCUCGGCGCACUAGUAGAACGACUAAAUGUAGUUCGAUGUAGAUGAAGUUAGCAAGAGAAUUUGUAAUGUGACUGGUAGUUCUAGUAGCACACAUUUGUCAACUAGUGCAGUUUUGCCUCACUUGUAACAGUUUUACUAGUGUACUGAAUUGCCUUGUGAGGACCAAGAGCAUAUUAGUACAUAGACAAAUCAGUGCACUAGUAGAAAGACUCUUAAUAGAUGUUUUUUUCCACUAUUGUAUGAGUACAAGUGACAUUAUACAAUUCUACUAGUAAACAUUAGCACUUUACUACUUGUUGUAGUAGGAUUUAGAUGUCAACUAGUGCAGUUUUUUGCCUCAGUAGUAGCAUUUGUUCAACAAGUGCACCCUAGUUAUUCCUACUAGUGCCCUGAAAUAUCUUCCUAGCGAGGACAAAGACUGUGCUAGUACAUCAUAGAAGUACCUUAAUAGUGAUGUUUUUUUUUUCCACUACUGCAUGACGUAUCUGCGCACUAGUAGAAUGAUGUUACUAGCAAAACCGUUCAGUAGUUGCUAAGUGCUACUAAGACUACUAGUGACAUAAAAUUCUACUAGUUCCACAUUCUGGGACUAAUAAAGGUUCUCAGUUACCGUCUAGGGCUUCACUAGUCAUACUAGUAGUGCAGUUAUGCCUCACUACUAAUGGAAUUGUCCUGCUAGUACUCCAAAGUUGCUUUACGAGUGAGGCAUGCACUAUUGACCACAUCGUACUAGUGACAAAAUUAAACUAACAUCUAGCACUUUAGUAAUACUAGUAGUGUGCAGAUGUCAACUGGUGCAGUUUGACCUCAGUAGAGUAACAUCUAGUUAGUUCUACUAGUGUGCAAAAAUGUCAUGCAGUAGUUAAAGGCAGAAGUAGAAAACGUUACUAAUGCGUCUUUAAUUGCUCAAACUGCUUUCCUAACAUGGUGCCCUCUCACGCACUUGUUCUAAAAAUAGUUCAGUGAUGGGACUUGUAGAAUCGAUCGUUUGAAAUAAAGUGUUAAAUAUUAUUCAUGUUUGUUUCCUACCUUGUGAAAUUAUUGUUGGGAGAAGAAACUGAUAAACUUUAUUUUUUUUCGCAAAUAAUCAUUAACUUAGAAUUUUAUGGCUGCGACAUAUUCCAAAAAAGCUGGGACAGGGGCAUCUUUACCACUGUGUUAGAUCACCUUUUCUUUUAACAACAUUCAAUAAACAUUUGGGAAAUGA
Molecule: messenger RNA, 2092 nt
Organism: Phycodurus eques (leafy seadragon)
Lineage: Eukaryota; Metazoa; Chordata; Actinopteri; Syngnathiformes; Syngnathidae
Gene: mrpl21
Product: mitochondrial ribosomal protein L21
Exons: 3
Coding region: 123-698 (191 amino acids)
Cellular component (GO): mitochondrial large ribosomal subunit; ribosome
Molecular function (GO): structural constituent of ribosome
Source: RefSeq, a predicted model, not a curated record